CGCCCGGUGCGUAGCUGGCGGCCGCGGCGGCAUGUCGGGGUACACGCCGGAUGAGAAGCUGCGGCUGCAGCAGCUGCGCGAGCUGAGGCGGCGAUGGCUGAAGGACCAGGAGCUGAGCCCCCGGGAGCCCGUGCUGCCGCCGCGCAGGAAGUGGCCCCUGGAGGCGUUCUGGAGUCCCUUUGGGCGGGACGGGGCCGGGUGGAAGAAGUCGAUCUUUAAGGUAUUCCGGACCAGUAUCUUUGCUGUUACUAACGUACUUAUACCUCUGUGGUUUGUUCAUUAUUACGUCAAAUAUCACGUGGCUACAAAACCAUAUGCCAUCGUUGAGAAGAAGGCCAGAAUAUUCCCAGGUGAUACAAUUCUGGAGACUGGAGAAGUAAUUCCACCAAUGAAAGAUUUUCCUGAUCAACAUCAUUAAAGAUUACUUAAAAACUUCAGCAUUCUGUAACUCCCCAAGUUUAUACAUCUAAUGCUAUAUUUACUGAGCCUACUUCGUGGACAAGUAGCUAAUAAAGUUUGUUCAAAUUGGUGUUACCUUC
Nannospalax galili (Upper Galilee mountains blind mole rat) is the source of this 539-nucleotide messenger RNA. It is a transcript of the gene Ndufb6, whose product is annotated as NADH:ubiquinone oxidoreductase subunit B6. Lineage: Eukaryota; Metazoa; Chordata; Mammalia; Rodentia; Spalacidae. Bases 32 to 418 code for a protein of 128 amino acids. Gene Ontology annotation, biological process: mitochondrial ATP synthesis coupled electron transport; mitochondrial electron transport, NADH to ubiquinone. The transcript is spliced from 4 exons. The record is from RefSeq and is a predicted model, not a curated record.